Molecule: messenger RNA, 3119 nt
Organism: Sorex araneus (European shrew)
Lineage: Eukaryota; Metazoa; Chordata; Mammalia; Eulipotyphla; Soricidae
Gene: BLZF1
Product: basic leucine zipper nuclear factor 1
Exons: 7
Coding region: 161-1345 (394 amino acids)
Biological process (GO): Golgi to plasma membrane protein transport; Golgi organization
Cellular component (GO): Golgi membrane
Source: RefSeq, a predicted model, not a curated record
CAGAGGUACCGCGGGGCCCCGGGAGGUUCGGGCCGGGGCCGGGCAGGGGCUGGUCCGGUCACUCCUGGCCGGGACGCCCGUCCCGCUGCUCGUUCCCGGCAGAAACCCGGGGUUGUCAGUGGCCGUCAGAGGGGGGGGGGGCCUUCAGCCAGCGGAGAGAAUGGCCACUCUCGAAGGUUCAGAGGCCAAAGCCGCCCUGGCCUCGACACCCGUCCGAGGAGCUGGAGAUGGGAUGGAAAUGGAGGAGCCCCCCAAGCUGGAGGUGACCCCGGGGGGCCCGGCUCCCAGGCGCCACCUGCUCCCGAGCCCCCGGAAGAGGCCGGGCCCCGCCGACAGCCCCGGCGUCGUGCAGCUGGGCCCGGUGCCGGCCGAGGGCUCCCUGGAGGUGGAGGCCGUCCGCAUCUGGGUCCCCAAAGCCGCCAUCACGCACCACCUGCCCGCCGCCAGCGCCAAGGCCCCCGCGCUUGGGCGCCACCGAGGGGAGGGCCCGGCCGAGGGCUCGGCCGCCCCGGGGACGGAGCUCUCCGACGCCCAGAGUCACCUGGAGAGGCUCGAGGCCUCGGAGCGGAGGCUGCGUGAGGACAGGGAAGGGCUCGCCAGCCAGCUCCGGGUGCAGACGGAGGUCAACCGGGAGCUGAAGAAGCUGCUGGUGGCGUCGGUCGGGGACGACCUGCAGUACCACUUCGAGCGGCUGGCGCGGGAAAAGAACCAGCUGCUGCUGGAGAACGAGGCGGCGGGCCGGCGCGCGGGCCAGCUGUCGGAGCAGCUGGAGCGCCUGUCCAUCCAGGGCGACGUGUGGCGGAGCAAGUUCCUUGCCAGCAGGGUCAUGGCCCACGAGCUGGCGGGCGCCCGGGCCACGCUGCAGCGGCAGAGCCGGGAGGCGCAGGGAGCACUGCAGGACCUCCUGAGUGAGCGGGAGCACUUCCGGCAGGAGAUGGCGGCCACACACAGGCUCCUGGAGGAGCUGCUGGUGUCGCUGCAGUGGGGGCGGGAGCCCACCUACCAGCCCGGCCCCCCACCACACAGCACGGCCGAGCUGGCCGCCGCCAACCACGGCCUGGCCCGGGCCAUCAGCGCCCACCUCCUGGGCGACGUGCGGCCCCCCAAGGGCCCGGGCGCCACUGAGUUCAGCAGCAGCCCCGCCGAGAAGAUGGCUGAGACGGUUCUGCGCCUCCUGGACCCGGCCGGCCGUGCGGGAAGCCCCCUGCUCAGCCCGCGCCCCGAGCCCACCCCUGCCGCCCUGCUGGCCUCCAAGAACAUCGGCCGCUUCCACCCCUACACCCGCUAUGAGAACAUCACCUUCAACUGCUGCGCCCACUGCCGCGGCGACCUGCUGGUGCUCUGACCCGCCUGCUCCCGCGUGUGCGCGCGCGUGCACGGGGCACGGCCGGGCGGGGGGCCACGGGGGAAGGGCCAGGUGUAGGCGUCUGCCUGGCUUGCAGCUGACCUGGUUCCAUCCUGGCUCCACAUCAGUCCCUCAGGCCCUCCAGGAGUGAACCCCAGUGCUUGCACACUCACACACACCCAGUUUCAGGUAUUAACUGGUUAUGAGCCCCCCCCCCCCACACACACACACGGUUUCAGAUAAACAGAAAGCAUUUAGUUACACACACAGAUGUUAUUUGGCUUGCUAUACAAAGCAUUUAGUUACACACACACACACACCAGAGUUUCAGUAUCUAGGAAUCACACACAAACACACAGUAUCUGGGUAUCACACACACACACACACCAGAGUUUCACUAUCUGGGUAUCUUUCACACACACACACACACACACACACACACACACAGAGUUUCAGUAUCUGGGUAUCACACACACAUACACACACAGUUUCAGAUUCUGGCUCGCUACACAAAGUGUUUAGUUACUUACACCCCCCCCCCCAGAGUUUCAGUAUCUGGGUAUCAAACACACAGUAUCUGGGUAUCACACACACACACCCACCCCCCAGAGUUUCGGUAUCUGGGUAUCACACACACACAGUUUCAGAGUCUGGCUUGCUACACAAAGCGUUUAGUUACUUACACACACACACACACGCCCCCCCAGGGUUUCAGAUAUUUUGCCCCACAAAGCAUUUUUAGUCCCUCUUCCCUUUGGGGCUGGAGGGCCUUUGAGGGAAGCGUCACUUCCUUUUCGGUGACUGGGGCUCUCGAGGGAGUCUGCAGAAAUACUCUGGGCAGGGGGACAGUGUUGAUCAUAAAUCACAGAUGCUGUAUGACAGAUUUCAGACUGAUUGGCAGGGGCCAGAGGGACAGCGCGGCGGGGCAGGCUUUUGCCUCGAAGGAGACCAGCGUCAGUUUGACCCCGGCCAGGAGGGACCCCCGGGCACACAGCCAGGGAUACGGCCGAGCACCUGGGGGUGGCCCCCCCAAAACGAAGACUAUUGCAGCCCCCUAACAGCGGCCACAGCGACAUUCACCCGCACAUGGGGUCUGGUGCAGGGGUCCAUGUUUGAAUGGAUUCAACUUGAAGCAGAUUCUCUGCUCAUUUCAGCCAAUAGCGCGUUACAGGAAUAUUCCGUUCCAUAUUUAUAAAAUAACGGAGAUCUUUCUGAAAAUACUGUAUGAACUCAAUGAUAAGUGUAAUCCAGUAAUUUAUAUUAGAGAAUAUAUAUUGUUAUCAUGGGCUAUAAAUACCCUUUUGUAGGUCUUUAAAAGUAUCCACAAAAUAUACCAAAGGAUAUGAAUUCUAUUUGUGGACAUGUCUAGCCACAGAAAAAUCUUUUGAGAGUCAGAUGUCGUCAAAAAUAAUGUAUUUUAAUGUCAAGAACACUUUGGUUUGAUUCCAUCUAAGUUAUAUUUAUAGUUUCAAGUGGCAAUAAAUUUCUCGGCAAUAAAUUUCACUAUUUUAAGCACGUCUUUUGGAUGGCGUUUGUUUAGUUCAGAACGAGGUACUUCACGUCUUCCUCUUGUUUCUCCCCUGCAAAUCGAUUCCUCCACCUUUCCCUUUAGUUUCCUGGGUUGAAAACGUAGCUGAGGGGGCCAGAAUAAUAAAGCAAGAAGGAUAUUUGCCUUGUGCACAGCUGAUCCUGUUUGAGCCCCACCAGGGAUGAGCCGUGAGCACAGAACCAGGAGUAAGUCCUGAGCACAAUCCAAGUCUGUGCCCCCUCCCCC